ACUCAAAAACCCAGAGAGAAAAAGAGUCUUGAAAGCCCAAACCAAAACACAACCGUUUUCGAACUCACUCUGCGUCUACAGCUUUUCAUGCAUGGCGAUUGGUGAAUGGGGGUUCAAUUGAGAAUUAGGGUUCGAAAUCGACCUCGAUCAAUGCUCUUUCCACGGCAAGAAGAUGUAAUCUAACGGAGAUUUUGGUGUCUUUUUUAAAACAAUUUUUUCUAAAACCGUUCGGCUCUGCGUAGGUUUAAUUAGUUUCUAGGGUUUUUCUUUUUGGGGCUGAAAUGUUGAAGGACCAGUUGGAUCGAACCAAGGUGGUGCUACGGCACUUGCCGCCUUCGAUUUCGCAAACUUCACUGGUGGAACAAAUCGACGUUUUCUUUUCCGGCCGCUACAACUGGGUCACUUUCCGUCCCGGGAAGAGAAGCCAAAAGAAUCCGUCAUAUUCUAGAGCCUACGUUGAUUUGAAGAGGCCAGAGGAUGUUAUCGAGUUUGCUGAAUUCUUUGAUGGUCAUCUGUUUGUUAAUGAGAAGGGCAGUCAAUUUAAAGUUAUUGUUGAGUAUGCUCCUUCACAACGCGUUCCAAAACAGUGGUCUAAGAAGGAUGGUCGUGAAGGAACCAUAUUCAGAGAUCCCGAGUAUCUGGAGUUUCUUGAAUUUCUUGCAAAGCCUGCUGAGAAUCUUCCUAGUGCGGAGAUACAAUUGGAGAGAAGAGAAGCAGAGCGCUCUGGUGCUGGAAAGGAUGCUCCCAUAGUUACACCAUUAAUGGAUUUUGUUCGUCAGAAAAGGGCUUCCAAGGCUGGAUCUCGGAGGUCACUGACUAAUGGUAAAACGAGCAGAAGAGCUAGUGGACCAUCAUCUAGAAGUCCAAGUUUAGCGACGAGCAAACGAGGUUCUGAGAGGAAAAGAAAUUCUGCCACAAUGUAUGUUUUGAGGGAUGCUAGAAAGAACACCAGUGCCAAAGACAAGUCAACUUACAUUCUGGUACCCAAGCGUGAUGAUCAGCAACCUUCUGAAAAGUCUGUCACUUUGGCAUCUGCAGCUGGAACUCGCAUUUUGGAAGAGGAGAGUGGAGUUUCUGGUGCUGAUGCUGUGAAAAAGAAAAUCCUGCUUCUGAAAGGGAAAGAGAGGGAGAUAUCUCAUGUUCCGGCGAACAUGAUACAGCAGCAGAGUUCAUCUGCUAAAAACAUGGGUGGUACAAUUGCACUGAAACAAAACCUGCGCCGUCAAGAAAAUGGGAGGAUUAUAAGAGGAAUACUUCUAAACAAGGAUGCACGUCAAAGUCAGUCUUCUGGGAUUUACUCUGCGCAACAAAGCCAGACUUCAAAUUCAGAUAGGGACAAACGACCUCCUCGGUCCCAACACGUGCAAUUGAUUUUAAAGGAUACAAAUGGCACUCCAGAUUAUAAUAUUGUUGGGAAUGACUUGCAUGGUAUUUGUAGUGAGAAGCAGGAGAAACGGAUAAGGAAUAAGGAGAGACCUGAUCGUGUUGUAUGGACUCCUCUAAAUCGUUUAGAUGGAUCAUCUGCAAGUGAUGAGUCUUUGUCAUCUGCUUUUCAACCUGCUCACUCACAGCUAGAUUCUUCAGAAGGCUCCCAUAAACAUCAUGGUCGCCGAGGAACAACACAUGGUGUUAAGGAUCUUGAUGGCUCACCGGUUGCAGGUGAAGGAAAACAUUCAAAAAGAGGCUAUGGCUCCCAUGAGAAACAAGUGUGGGUUCAGAAGUCAAGUUCUGGUUCUUAAGGAUUUUUUUUUCUUGCAUUGUGUGAUGUUUGGCUACUUGAACCUUCGUAGCAUGCAUGUUGCAUUGGCCUGAGGCUGUCUGUUUUUCUGGACGGAUUACCAGGUGUAAACGAAGUUUCAGCAUCCUUUUGGAAAACCAUACCGAAUGAAGGAGAUGUGGGUAUAUAAAUAUAUUAUGGGUUUGAAGAAAGCGCAUGUUUGUUGUUGACAGCAUGGAAAUAGGAGGGAAAAGGAAAAACAGAAAAAGACAUCAGCAUCAUUAACGUAUAUAACAACACAGUUUUUAUCACGGUGCCCACACCAACGGGUUCCUCUCAGAAGAGUUAUGGAUAGUCAUUCUUGUCCUUGACUGGUUAUCAGGAUAUUUAGGUUUUAUAGGUGGAUGAUGUCGUCCAUUAGUUAAACUGUAAAUAUAAAAACGGAGCACUAUAUACGGCUUUAAAGUUUGUUUAUUUCUACAACGAGUUAGCAUUGUUUAAAGGCCCUGGUAUCUUCUCCAGUACUCUGAAGGGGUUUUGUUUUGAAUAGAAGACAACUUCAGCCCUUUUGCAACUGAUGGCCGGUGGUUGACUAUAAUUGGAGUUGAUAUAGACUGAUUGGUUGGGUCUAUGUUUUGGCAGUGUUUCACCUUGUUUUAACGGAGACAUUGCUUUGCUGUUAUAUGAAUGAGAUUGUAUAAAGAUUGUCUAGUGCUUUAAUUGCAGAACAUAGUUUGUGUUGCC
Molecule: messenger RNA, 2461 nt
Organism: Prunus avium (sweet cherry)
Lineage: Eukaryota; Viridiplantae; Streptophyta; Magnoliopsida; Rosales; Rosaceae
Product: regulator of nonsense transcripts UPF3
Biological process (GO): nuclear-transcribed mRNA catabolic process, nonsense-mediated decay; positive regulation of translation
Cellular component (GO): cytoplasm; nucleolus
Molecular function (GO): mRNA binding
Source: RefSeq, a predicted model, not a curated record